Molecule: messenger RNA, 336 nt
Organism: Musca vetustissima
Lineage: Eukaryota; Metazoa; Arthropoda; Insecta; Diptera; Muscidae
Exons: 3
Coding region: 29-190 (53 amino acids)
Source: RefSeq, a predicted model, not a curated record
AACAACUAAAAAACAACCACAACGCAUCAUGGGUAACAAAGAAAGUGUCGAUGCUGCUGCCAAAUUGAAUGCUGAAGCCUGGGCUCAUGAGAGGAGCAGCCGCUAUCACAACUAUCGUCACAAUCAACGCUCUCAGUCGCUAAAUCGCGGCCAAACUCUAUCACAGGCGGACGUUAGCGGGAUGUGGUGACAUCGGGGUGCAACAGCAGCUCAAUCUAGUGGCUGUGCCAGCUGUGCCAUGGGCAACAAGUUGAGCUGUUCAUGUGCGCCCCUUAUGCGCAAAGGAGGCUAUCGUUAUGAAGAUUCACCAUGGCAAAGUACACGACGACGAGAUGG